AUGAAACAAUUAUACAAAAAACGAAGGACAAAGAGAAGAAAGACUCUUCCCAAAUACGUUGUAUACAAGGACUUAACUGAAAGAGAAGAGACCAAGCUGACUCCAAGACAGCUUCUGAUGAUAAUGAAGAAAAAGGGGAUUAUAACAGACGGAAUAAAGGAGCUUGACAGAGAAACAACCGAAAUAUUUCCUGGUGUAAUUCCAUGCAGGAAGAAUAAAAAAGAGGAAAAUUCUGUGGAUAGUAAUGAAGAGAUGCCAGAAAUUGCAGUAGCCCCCGAGAAGAGAAUAAAUGACAAAAAAAAGACAAUAGCAGACAAAACAGACAAAUUACAGGAAGUAAAGGAAAAAGAGUCCAUAAAGAAGAAAGAAAAAAACUCUGAAAUGGCAGACAUAAGCAAGAAUGAAGAAAAAUCGUCUAUAGAAACCGUAAAAACAAGGAUAUGCAUAGAGAAGGGAGUAGUGAAGAAAAUAUUAGAGGAGACCUCUGAUGUUAAAGUGAUGGCAAAAGAAGCAGAGAAAGGCAGUUCAGAAGAAUCAUUAAAGCAUGUAAAUAUAAAAAUAUCACCAGAAUUACCCAAGCUAUUAAAAACAAUUGAGAAUAAAAAUAAUAUAAUACCAGAGAAAAGCAUUACAGAGCCACCAGCAGAUAUAAUAAAAAGAGUGGACCCUUCGCGUAUUAUAGUAAAGAUGCGCCUUCUUCCAUCGGAUAAUAAAAUAAAACAUGUGAACUGCAGCUCAGUAAUAAUUCAAGUAUUACAGAGUAUAGAAGAGACUAAGUAUGAAGUGUGCGCUGAAUUAUUAGCAGAUAUGAAAAGAGAAAUAGCACAGCACACGUGCACUAUACGGCCACUAUUAAGUUCUAUUAUAAAAAGACUAAGUACAGUCUUAGAAAGGCCUGGAGAGCACGCACACAUGGCAACCGCUGAUGCACUGCAGAAAGUGGUAAUGACGUAUAAAAAUAUAACACAAAACCGUAAACACUGCUGUAUAGGGCAAUAAAUAAGUACACCC
Messenger RNA from Nematocida parisii ERTm1, 1011 nucleotides. RefSeq lists its product as uncharacterized. Lineage: Eukaryota; Fungi; Microsporidia. The transcript has a single exon. The record is from RefSeq and is a predicted model, not a curated record. Bases 1 to 999 code for a protein of 332 amino acids.